This is a messenger RNA of Budorcas taxicolor (takin), 2553 nucleotides long. It is a transcript of the gene VEPH1, whose product is annotated as ventricular zone expressed PH domain containing 1. The record is from RefSeq and is a predicted model, not a curated record. Lineage: Eukaryota; Metazoa; Chordata; Mammalia; Artiodactyla; Bovidae. The transcript is spliced from 13 exons. Gene Ontology annotation, biological process: regulation of signal transduction. The coding region runs from base 1 to 2553 and encodes 850 amino acids. Gene Ontology annotation, cellular component: plasma membrane. Gene Ontology annotation, molecular function: phosphatidylinositol-5-phosphate binding.
AUGCACGGCCCUGGGCCUGCAGGCAGUCCACUGAUCAUCAAACCUCUCAGCAUGCAUCAACUGUUCAGACUGGUCUUGGGACAAAAAGACCUUUCACGAGCCGGAGACCUCUUCUCCUUAGAGGACUCUGAGAUUGAAGACAGCCUGACAGAAGCUUUGGAACAAAUCAAAAUCAUUAGCUCAUCUUCAGAUUACCAAACCAAUAACAAUGACCAAGCAGUGGUUGAAAUCUGUAUCACACGAAUUACAACAGCCAUCAGAGAGACAGAAUCAAUUGAAAAGCACGCAAAGGCCCUUGUGGGGCUCUGGGACUCCUGCUUGGAACACAACCUGAGGCCCUCCGGGAAAGAUGAAGACGCUCCCCAUGCAAAAAUCGCAUCUGAUAUCAUGAGUUGCAUUUUACAGAAUUACAACCGCCCCCCUGUGAUGGCAUUAGCCAUCCCCAUUGCAGUGAAAUUCCUCCACAGAGGCAACAAGGAAUUGUGCAGGAAUAUGUCCAACUACCUGUCCCUGGCUGCAAUUACCAAGGCGGACCUCCUGGCUGAUCACACAGAGGUUAUAGUAAAGAGCAUACUCCAAGGUAACGCCAUGUUGUUGAGGGUUUUACCUGCUGUGUAUGAUAAGCAGCCUCAACCAAUUAACAGACACCUCACAGAACUCCUAGGCUUGAUGUCUCGACUGGAACAACCAGAACAGUACCAUCUUCUACGGCUUCUGCAUGUAGCUGCAAAGAGGAAGCAACUGGAGGUGGUUCAGAAGUGUAUUCCUUUCCUAAUUGGGCAACUGAAGGAUUCGACCCAUAACGACAUCAUCCUAAGCAUCCUCAUAGAGAUUGCAGGCUACAAGCCAGUGGCUUUGAACAGUUUUCUUCCAAUGCUGAAAGAGAUUGCUGAGAGAUCCCCCUACCUCAUUGGACAAAUGGCAAGAAUCUAUGGGGCUGUCGGACAUGUGGAUGAGGAGAGAGCCAGGAGCUGCCUGCCAUUCCUGGUGAGUCAGCUGGCCAGCAUGGAGCACUCGUUUCAUCAUAUUCUCCUGCUGGAGAUCAAGAGCAUCACAGACACCUUCUCCUCCAUCCUGGGCCCACAGAGCAGAGACAUCUUCUGCAUGAGCAACAGCUUCACUGCCAUUUCCAAGCUCCUUACCCGACAACUGGAAACCACCAAGGCCAGAAAUGACAGGAGAAAACCCAGCACUGAAAUUGAAUUUCUUGAGAAGCUGGAAGAAACCAAGCUCACUGUAGAUGAAAAUGAAGACCAUGAAGAGCUCCAAGUUAAAAUACAAGCUUUUGAAGACAAAAUAAAUUCUGAGGGCAACACUCCUGGCUCUAUCAGAAGAUAUAGUUUGGAUCAAGUUUCUAAGGAAGAAAGAAAAGGCAUUAGAUUUAAUAGGUCAAAGAGUUUGGCUUUGCACACUGUGCUAACAAACUCCUCGAGUGCAGAGGAUGGGGAAGCUAUAGAGAGCAGAGAUACGCCAGCCAGCAUCUCUCUUUCAGAAAUAGACCCACUUGGCCAAGGACAUGAGAGGUCACCCUUUAAGGUAGACACUGAUGGAUCACAGCUGGUAAAUUCUUCAGUUUCACACCAAAGUAUUAUACAUGUAGCAUGUGAGGAUUUGCCAGAAGCAGUUAAAACAAACUAUCAGGGAGAAACUCCAGAGACAACCACAAAUCCUGUAGAAUACCAUGAUAAACUCUACUUGCACUUAAAGGAAAACUUCAGUAAAGUGAAAGCAUAUGCUAUAGAAAUGGUGAAGAAGAUUCCAGUCCCUGACCAGUGUACCAUUGAAGAUUCAGUUAGAAGUUGUGUAGCAAAGCUGUUCUUCACUUGUUCCCUGAAGGGUCAUUACUGCCUCUACAGUAAAUCCAGUUUUAUUCUCAUCAGUCAAGAACCUCAGCCAUGGAUCCAAAUCAUGUUCCUAUUUCAGCAGAGCCUGUUUCCUGAGCCGCUGUCCAUUCAGAGUCAUUCUGUACAAUUCCUCAGAACUCUAUGGGAGAAGACCCAGGCAGGGGGUGCUCACAGCUUUGAAACAGCUAUGACGGAGUCCACAUUCCCAGAGCAGAAGGAUCUGGACCAGGUUCAGCUCCAUCUGGAAGAAGUGAGGUUCUUCGAUGUGUUUGGCUUCAGUGAAGCAGCAGGAGCGUGGCAGUGCUUCAUGUGCAACAACCCUGAGAGAGCAACCAUUAUAAAUCAAGAUGGCCAGCCCCUCAUAGAAGGAAAACUUAAAGAGAAGCAAGUCAGAUGGAAGUUCAUCAAAAGGUGGAAAACCCGUUAUUUUACACUGGCUGGAAAUCAACUUCUGUUUCAAAAAGGAAAGUCUAAAGAUGAUCCUGAUGACUCCCCAAUAGAACUCAGCAAAGUACAGAGUGUGAAAGCUGUGGCCAAGAAACGCAGGGAUCGCUCUCUCCCUCGGGCUUUCGAAAUUUUCACAGACAAUAAAACCUAUGUUUUCAAGGCCAAGAAUGAGAAGAAUGCAGAAGAGUGGCUCCAGUGCAUCAGUGUGGCAGUUGCCCAAGCAAAAGAGAGGGAAAGUAGAGAAGUAACCACAUAUCUCUAG